Molecule: messenger RNA, 1868 nt
Organism: Anopheles bellator
Lineage: Eukaryota; Metazoa; Arthropoda; Insecta; Diptera; Culicidae
Gene: Atg14
Product: beclin 1-associated autophagy-related key regulator
Exons: 2
Coding region: 138-1751 (537 amino acids)
Biological process (GO): mitophagy; autophagosome assembly; cellular response to starvation
Cellular component (GO): mitochondria-associated endoplasmic reticulum membrane contact site; extrinsic component of phagophore assembly site membrane; extrinsic component of omegasome membrane
Source: RefSeq, a predicted model, not a curated record
GAGCCCAAGCAACAAAAACGUCAAUCGCGCAAUUUCGCGAUCGCGAAAACAACCGUCUCGAAAACGUCUCUCUCGCAGCGGGGCCACGGCGCAAUAACCGCGAUCGAACGGCGUCGAAAGCGAUUCGUCAGCAAGCGAUGGCAACGAAUGCCAGCAGUUCGACGUCGGAUUCGGGUGGCGCACCGGGAAACUUCCACAUUUCCUCCUUCUCGCACGACGAGGACGACGACGUGCACGGUGACGACGUGCCGGACGAUCUGCUGUCGGCGUCGAGCUUCCAGAUCGGCGGGGUCAGCAGCAGCACACUCCGCUGCCCCCUCUGUUCCCACGCGAGACGGCAGUUCCACUGCAAGCAGUGCAUUCGGAACGGCAACUUUGUGCAUACGGCCAGCGUCGCUUCGAGUGUGGCUCACCCGCAGCUCCAGCUUUCCGAGCGCUUCGGUGAGAAGCAGCAACGGUUGCGAAACCUGCGCACCGCGAACGCGACCCUCGAAGCGAAGGCAAUGCGAAAGUUGGCCAAGCACCGGGCGGCCGACCAGCUGCGCGGCGACAUCAAGCGGUGCACGGAUAAGGCCAACAUCCUGCGUAAAACCAUCGAACAAAAGCGACGCACGAUUGAGGAACUGCGGGUGCGAGAGCGGACAGUACGCGAGACCAACCGGACACUGCGCAUCAAGCUGCCACGAUGCAACGAUAAGGUGCAGGAGCUGAGCGAGUUCGUAAUGCUGAAGGUGGAAGAGAGCGAAUACCGGAAACGGCAACUCGGCACGAUGCAGGAGCGGCUGCGUUUACUGCGGGCCGACCAUGUGCAGGAGCUGGUGCGCUUCAUCUUCCCGAUAUCGCAAACCAUCGUUAGCCGCAGCCAGAGCAGUACGGCGAGCACCGCGAGCGACAGUUCGGCCACCGAGGGGGGCCAACCGGGUGGCACAAACAGUCGCAGCACGAUACACGAAAUCUCCGAGGCUACCCGUACGGCCUACGUUCGGGGCCAGUGGGUGCUGCAGGAUAGUUUCGGAGAGGUGCAACACGUCAUUGUGGCCCCAUCGCUUCCGGGGACCGGCAACUAUUCGGCGUAUACGGAGUGGGCUACAGCUGGCGCUGUUGCUUCAUCAUCCGGCAGUCCGGGAGCCCGUAGUAACGCCCGGACGGGAUGUCACAAUCCGGCGCACACGAUUUCGGCCGCCCUUACGUACACUGCUCAGCUGGUGCAGCUCAUUGCGUUCGUGCUGGAUGUGCGGUUACCGCGCCGGGUAGCUUAUGCCGACUUCUGCACCACAAGCCUAGCGGAGGGACCGUUUCGGAAGAAAGUGGCACGCCUGAACGCGGACAUUGUGGCUCUCUGUUAUGCCCAAUGCUGCCGGCUGAACGACAUGCAUCCGACGCAUACCCUCGAGAACUUGCUGUGUCUACUGUCAUCGCCCCUUCUUGGCCACUGUGGACCGACCGAUCGGACGAGCUGUUUGAGUGAUUCCAUGGAACAGCUGCUAAUGCAAGACAUCGGUGAAGAUUCCGAUUCGGAAGAUGAAACCAUCAUCCACCAGGAAUGGGAAGCGGUACCGAGCAACCUUUCGCCAGUGACUGCCGAUCAUCCGUACCAACCGUUGACAGUGCCACUCGAGCAGCAGCAGCAUCGUCGCCCCACGUACGCCGGUCCCCAUCAUCAUCAGUAUCUUCCGCCGGCCCCCACCAGCCUAGUGACGAGUGCCUUCGCUUCGGUCAGCUCGUUCUGGAAAGGAUGGACGGGCAAAUAAACUGGGACACCAAACCGGCAGCCGGCACCAUUGCAACUCGACCUACGCUCAAUCCCAGAUUCGCCUCGAAGAAGGAAGGCCGAGGCUUUUCCGCAGAUGUGAUAGGAUCAGCUCUAU